This is a messenger RNA of Capsella rubella, 2012 nucleotides long. RefSeq lists its product as uncharacterized. NCBI's taxonomy places the organism in Eukaryota, Viridiplantae, Streptophyta, Magnoliopsida, Brassicales, Brassicaceae. The transcript is spliced from 2 exons. The record is from RefSeq and is a predicted model, not a curated record. Bases 655 to 1716 code for a protein of 353 amino acids.
AAGUGAGAAAAUCAUCGAUUCUCCUUUGUUUCGCCUAACCCAGUUUCCUAAUAAAUCUCAGCAUCGUUCACCAAUCCCAAUCUCUCCAUUAGAGAGAGAGAUCGAUUCAAAAGCUUGAUCAACCCAAGUCGAAUCCUUGGGAGACGAGAACAUACUCCUAAUAAAAUUUCCAAUUUGUUUAAGGACAUUUGGGUUGCCCUGAAUAGUGGUUUUAGUUGUUUAUGCUGAAUUUGGUGUCAUUCAGAUUCCUGAAGGAUCUUCUGUUUGAUACUGUUUGCUUCAUUUGAUCUGCAUCUUAAAGUUUAAAGUUCAGCGCUCAAUUAGUAAGAAAGUAGAUUUUUCCAACAGGCUGCUGAUAGGAUUGCUCCCCUGCGGUAAGCUUCAUUUUUGUGCUAGUUUCAUGACCAUGACUCAGUAUAAGAUAUCUAUAGCUUCUGUUUUUGGUGAUGUGACAUGAGAGUUAUAUGUGGUGUACAUACGGUUUUGACCUUCAUUUGUUCUUGAUUUGUUUUCUCGGUUUCACGGUUGAUUUGAGAAAAACAAUGGUUUUUGCCUUGAUAUAUUUCCUUUUUGAGAAAAAAAUAGUAUUUUUUGAAACUCGAUAAGCGUUUCUAACUCUCUCGAUGCUUGAGUAGCUUACACAGUGCUUACAAGAUGGCUGGUGUAAAGCGAAAAUUAAGUACCGAGUCAGAUGUUCAUGCUCUUCACAAAGAACUGGAUGAGGUUUCAUGUCCUGUUUGCAUGGAUCACCCACAUAAUGCUGUUCUACUGCUGUGCAGCUCUCAUGACAAAGGUUGCAGGUCCUACAUCUGUGAUACCAGUUACCGACAUUCCAAUUGCCUCGACAGGUUUAAGAAACUGCAUUCUGAAUCCCCAAAUGACCCUACUCCCGAGGCCAACUUGGCUUCAAGGGAAACUAAUAAUGAAUCUCAAAACGAGCAUGGUACAACCAGUCGAAGCAAUUUUCACAGUGGCUCUGGUAACCGAGGCUCUGUUGGGGAUUAUGAAUCGCUAAGGAGGAGGAGAAGAGUGGAGGACGAAGAACAGUCAGAAGAUUUCACAAAUUUGAAAUGUCCACUCUGCCGGGGUACUGUUUUAGGAUGGAAGGUUGUAGAAGAAGUAAGAACAUAUCUUGAUCUUAAGAACCGAAGUUGCUCCCGAGAAUCCUGCUCAUUUACUGGCAACUACCAGGAUCUGCGCCGCCAUGCCAGAAGGACACACCCAACAACUCGUCCUUCAGACACUGAUCCAUCAAGAGAGAGAGCUUGGAGGCGGCUUGAGAACCAGAGGGAGUAUGGAGAUAUAGUCAGUGCAAUCCGUUCUGCCAUGCCUGGUGCUGUUGUAGUAGGAGAUUAUGUUAUAGAAAACGGAGAUAGGUUCCCAGGUGAGAGGGAAGCAGGAAAUGGUGGGAGCGACUUGUGGACCACAUUAGUAUUGUUUCAAAUGAUUGGGUCUCUUGACAGUGGAGGUCCUAGUGGUAGUGGCAGUGGUAGCGGAUCAAGGUCUCACAGGUCAAGGGCAUGGAGGAAUCAUCGCCGUUCUUCAGAUAGACGAUACCUUUGGGGGGAAAAUCUAUUGGGUCUACAAGAUGAACAUAAUAACAACGAUGAUGAAGAGUUGCGUUUGCAGAACGAUGCAGGCGAUGCUUCUACUCCUGUGCCAAGAAGAAGACGAAGAUUUGGACGUCCUAGAUCAAGUGGAAAUCAUCCCCGAUAAAAGCCGAAUUGGCCGGUAAAAUUAAAUAUAAAUCAUUGGGUUUUGGUUGUAGAAACCUAUUGUGAUUACUGAAACUGGUUUUGUCUUUAGGUUCCCAUCGAUAUUCUCUCGGGUCAGAACCAGGCCGAUGCAAAGGGAAAGGUUUUGCUGAAAACCCGAGAGCCUUAGGAUUGUUUGGUGUUAUGUAAAUGUCAUUAUGAGCCUCGUUGUUGUGUCGCUCAUUGUAUACUAAGUAUGGUUUCUAUGUAAUGUCUUUUGCUUCACAUGGAAAAAAUGUUUUUUCUUUUUCCUUUUUU